AUGAAACCCCCAUUUUCGAUAUUGAAGAAGGAAGUUUCCCUUGAAAUUGGGUCAAGCGAGCAAGAUAAUCAGACCAGCUUCCAAACUAACAGAACCUUAAGGUCAAACCAGAAGCUAGAUAUUCAAACUACCUCAUACUCCAGAAAUACUGUAUAUAACAAAUUUGUUGAUUUCAAGCUAAAAGAUGAUAAACCAUCUCUCAUUGAUCCAACUCCUCCCAGAAAAGGAUCAAUAAACCUCGGCUUGAACUCAGAUUUGCUAGAGACCAAAAACCAGAAUCCAAUACAGAUAAUCCAGAGUAUCCAGAAACACAGACAUCAAUCAGCUUUCUUCACUAAAAGAGAUGUCUGAGAGACGGCUUUUUCUUCAUACCAAAAUCUCAAACCUGCAAACAAAAUGAGGCUGAAAUAAAGCAGUGACCCAUCAUAUCAAAAAGAGGAAGAAAAAGAGCACCUCCAAGUCGAAAGGACUUCUAACUGAUCAAAAAUCCCAAUCCCUAACAAGGCUUCAGACAAUUUCAAGGACUCAGCCAAGAACGAAGGAUUACUUUUAUUCCUCCCCAUUGAAAACUGACAGGUCUAGGCAUCUUAACCUGUCUAAUAUCUCCUGACAGGAGAGAUCUUGGAACCGGUCUAAAGAUAUAACUGAUACAAUACAGAUGGAGAAUGAAAGAGUCGCCAAGCAAGUUGACAAGAUAUUCAUUGAAGAAACAGAGCUUGUCAAUGAGUCCCAUAAAGAUACUAAGAAGGAAUUCAAGGACAUAUAUACAAAGAUUAGACAACUGAGCUCUGUGCUGAGAAGGAUAUGUAAGACCGGUGAUGAAGAACCCCUACUUUUGGAACCGAAUGUGUGCAACUCUUUUGAUGGCAUCAGAAGUGAGAUCAUUCCUUUUAAGAUUUCCUGAGAAAAGGAGGACCCUCCUCUUAAGAUCAAGUUCUUAAGAGCAUCGAUUCACUGUAAUAUCUACAUAUCUCAGGAUAACCAUCUUCCUAAUCGUAAAGAUCAUGACAUCAUGGUUCAAGAUGGAAAAGAUAUGAAGAAUAAAGUGUAUUAUUACUAUCCGACUCCUGAUAAGAACUCGUUCUCUUCUAGCUAUAUCUACCUUGGUGUAGAGUGCCUGAGUUCAGGUACUGUUCACAUCCUGUUAAAGUAUCAAUCUGAGAAGUUGCAGAACAACUUCUUAAGUCAUACCAAGUCGAGUGUACAGCUUGUGUCUUAUAAUAAAACCCCAACUUUAUAUACAAAGAGGGAAUAUAAACUCAAAAUCGAGGCCUUGAAGUACAAUGAGGACAAGCAGAAAGAACUUCUCAAGAGCGUUGAAAUCAUUAAAAAUAAAAGGAAAGAGGAGUUCGCCUCAAAAUUAGAACGAAUCAAGGUUAGGAUUCCUUCAAGAAAUAAAUUGUACAAUUAUUCCUCCUCCAGAGAGGAACAAAAGUUCUUUAACGAGAGACGAAUGAAGGCUGUGGCAGAAGCUCAAAGAAGAAAGGAGCUCUUGGAUAUACAAUCUCUGAAGAUAAAAAUGAUAUCUGCAAAUCGGAAGGUCAUUAAAGAAGGACUGAUCAAGAAAUUUGAGCAAAUAAAAUACAAACAUACUAAACGAACGUUAAGAGCUACCGGAUUCUUAAAGCAGAUGUUUCUGAUUUAUAUCCUCAGAGAUAUGAAGGGACAGUUCACAUCUUUGAGACAAGAAUGGCUUAUUCAAUGCAAAAAGCAUUUAAUGGCAUUCAGAAUUCAGCGAUGUUUCAAAGCAAAAAUGCUGAAGGUAGCAAAAGAAGUUCCUCUAAGACAUCAAAGAACUAUCCAGAAUUGCUUCAAAAUUCUUUCAAAGACUCAUACAAAUUCUGGUAUAUUGCAGAAAUAAUAUGGAUUUUAUGAAAAAAUUCCUUUUAAAUACUACAAAUAAGCAAACGAUCAACCAAAGGUUCAUAAGCUGGUACAAGAAGAUCAUCCUGAUCCAGAAUUUCUCAAGAAUGGUAGUCACCAAGAAAGACAAAAGACACAAUGUAAUGAAGCAAUAUUGGAAAUAAAAUCACUGAUGUAGUCGACUGGAAUGUCUGUGUUGGAAAUAAGGUCAAGAAACUGAGGCAAUUCGAUCUACUUCGCCUCGCUGAUAUCCCAGAAGAGCACAAAUAAUACAGUAAUCAAGGAAUAUCUGAAGUGAUAUUGACAGGAUAGAUAUCAAAAUUUCAAGGAAUUCCUUGAGAUUAUCGAUGAGCUGCCUCCAAAAAUGAAGAACUUGGCGGUUCUAAAAUACCAUUUACUUAGAAUAAAAUAAUGACGACCUGCUACAAUUCGAUAGAGACAAAGAAUAUGUUGAUAAGACUGUCCAGAAGGGAUUUGAGGAGAUUUUUGCAACCAGAAAAACCAAAAGCAGCAUCAGAAAUAGUAGCAGCAGGCAAAGAAAUAGGAAGAAACAAGAAUAUAAUUUUCAAAUUAAACUUAAUGAAAAGCAGGUGAUUGUUCAUGCAACUUUGAAGAGACUAGAUGAGAAGCUCUAUGGGUUACUCGUACCACAAGCUGGAAAUUUUAUGCCCAGUUUCUUUGAAAUGAUCAGAUUAAUGGUCUCAAUUUCAUAA
This is a messenger RNA of Moneuplotes crassus, 2576 nucleotides long. Lineage: Eukaryota; Ciliophora; Spirotrichea; Euplotida; Euplotidae. The record is from the annotation of a GenBank genome assembly.